AUGCAGAAACAUUGAUUCUUGAUUCCUGCCAUGGCCACACCAAAUGGAACUCUGGUCUACCCAGCAUGCUUCCUGCUGGUGGGCAUCCCUGGCCUGGGCCUGGGACCUAAUGUCCACUUUUGGCUGGUUUUCCCACUGUUGGCCACCCUGGGCAACCUGGCCAUUGUCCUCAUCAUCCGUGUGGAAAGGUGCCUUCAUGAGCCCAUGUACCUCUUCCUGGCUGUGCUUUCUAGCAUUGACCUAGUCCUCUCCUCCAUUACUAUGCCCAAGAUGGCCAGCCUCUUCCUGACGGGCGAGUUCAACGUCUGUCUGGCCCAGCUGUUCCUUAUCCAUGCUCUGUCAGAUGAGUCAGCUGUCCUGCUGGCCAUGGCGUUUGACCACGUUGUGACCAUCUGCCACCCACUGCGGCAUGCUUCUGUGCUCCCAGGGCCUACGGUCACCACGGUCACCAAGAUCUGACUAGCUGCCCUGACCAGAGGAUUUGUAUUCUUCUUCCCCCUGCCCUUCAUCCUGAAGCAGUUGUCGUACUGUCAAACAUACACUGUCACACACUUCUUCUGUCUGCCCCAAGAUAUUAUGAAGCUAUCCUGUACUGACACCACGGUCAGUGUGGUGUACAGGCUCUUCAUCAUCCUCGCGGUCAUGGACGUUGACUCUCUCUUCCCAGGCUUCUCCUGUAUCCUCAUUCUGAGGGCAGUGUUGGAGCUGUCCUCUCGGGGGGCAGCACUCAAGUCUUUCAACACCUGCAUCUCCCAUCUCUGUGCUGUGCUGGUCUUCUAUGUGCCCCUCAUCAGGCUCUCGGUGGUACACAGGCUGGAUGGCCCCACUUCCCUUCUCCGUGUGAUUACGGCUAAUAUCAUCUAUCUACUACUACCACCCAUGGUUAACCCUAUAGUCUAUGGAGCCAAAACCAAGGAGAUUCAUUCACAGGGCCUCCAUACGUUCUUACAGGACGGCAGGUGA
Orcinus orca (killer whale) is the source of this 963-nucleotide messenger RNA. Its product is annotated as olfactory receptor 51D1. The record is from RefSeq and is a predicted model, not a curated record. Gene Ontology annotation, molecular function: olfactory receptor activity. Gene Ontology annotation, biological process: G protein-coupled receptor signaling pathway. Gene Ontology annotation, cellular component: membrane. NCBI's taxonomy places the organism in Eukaryota, Metazoa, Chordata, Mammalia, Artiodactyla, Delphinidae.